UUACUGACAAUGAUCUCCGGGAAGUCGCCUCACUGACUUUUCUGUGCACCACCUAAUACCCAGUGGUCCUGACCGACUCGGAGAGACUGUCUCUUUAAAAGCAUGUCCAUGUCCACCAAUGUUUCCCCAGUCAGCUCACGAUGGAUCCCAACACACAUCCAGUCAAGCUUACCCACUCCGCUUCCACCAGUACCUCCUCUCUCCCAAAUAGUCCCAUCGAGACCAUUCACCACUCUCCCGAAAAGUCUACGGCGACCGUCACCGUCCUCGACGCCGAAAAACAGGUUAAUCCAUGGGAUGGCUACGAAGAGGAUGAAAUGCCCGAAAAGACUCAGCCGCGCCUCGUGCGCAAUCUACGGUUGCAGGCCUUCUCUAUCUACCGCAGAUUAUUCUCAGUCGUGUUCUUGACAAACAUCGGUAUCUUCAUCUCGUACACAAUCCGCGGAUAUCAUUCUCAGAAGAUUGCACUCGUCGCGGUGGCGAAUAUCUUUAUUGCUAUUCUCAUGAGGCAGGAGCACGUUAUAAACGUGCUUUUCGCAGUUGCUUGUUCUGUUCCUCAGUCAUGGCCGUUCUUCAUUCGGAAGACUGCUGCGAGAGUGUAUCAUAAUGGAGGCAUCCAUUCCGGAGCUGCUGUUUCGGGUACAGUUUGGCUGAUCCUUUUGGCCGUUCAAGCGACUAGAGAGUUUGUUCAAGGCAAAGGAACUUCAGUCGCCACCGUCUCACUGACGUAUAUAGUCCUUGCUUUCUUGAUUGGGAUCGUCGUGUUUGCUUACCCUACCUUCCGGAUCAAACGCCAUGACGCGUUCGAGCGCAUGCAUCGGUUCAUGGGGUGGACGGCAACUGCAUUGGUUUGGUCGCAGGUCGUCGUCCUCACCAACGAUUACAAGGGUGACAAGUCCCUCGGACAUGUGUUGGUGCACUCUGCUCCGUUCUGGAUCAUGAUGGUCUUGAGCUGGUCCUUGAUUCUUCCCUGGACGAAGCUGCAAAAGGUUCCCGUCCGCAGCGUCGUCCUCUCCGAUCACGCUGUCCGUCUCUUUGUCGACUAUGGUCCACAUCCCGUUCCCGGCUCUUUCCAGCGGUUCUCCACAGAUCCGCUGAAUGAAUGGCACAGUUUCGCCACCAUCGCUGCUCCUGGAGUGACGGGAUACUCGAUCAUCAUAUCUCAGGCAGGUGACUGGACGACGGAGAUGAUCGCGAACCCACCGAAAGAGAUUUGGGUGAGGGGUAUCCCGACGUGUGGUGCGCUUCGGAUUGUGCCUCUGUUCCGAAGGGUGUUGUUCGUUGCUACUGGCAGUGGAAUCGCACCGUUUACACCUCAUAUUUUGAGUGGAAAGGUUGCGCAUAAGCUGUUUUGGAUGGCACCCAAUACGCGUGCAACAUUCGGAGACCCGUUGGUCGAUGAUAUAUUGGCAGCGAGUCCUGGAGCGGUCGUGUACGAUACGCGGAAGCAUGGCAAGCCUGAUAUCAUCAAGCUCACGAACCGUAUGGUGGAUGAUUACAAGCCGGAAUGUGUCUGUGUUAUCUCGAACCAGAAACUGACGGAGAAGGUUAUUUAUGGUCUCCGGAGUCGGGGUAUCCUUGCGUUUGGGGCUAUUUUCGACUCAUAGAUUCUGUAUCUUUCGAUACCUGUUUCCUCUCGCUUAACAUAUGGAGGCACGUUCAAAGCCCGAUGUAAAUUUAUGCCCGUCACGUCUGCGACGUGAUGAGAGCUAUAUAGAAUACCGUUACAGCCAUUUGUAGAUAUACGGUUCUGCUCCAUUUAAUUAAAAUUCAUCAUGUAGUUGUCGUUUCUCCAAUUUGAACUCGGGUGCCUUUUGACCGAAGAACCUUUUUAGGUUUCGUCACAACUCAUCAAAGGUCGUGCUUGGUGGACUGGCAUAUAUCCUUCCGACCUACUUUAUAGUUCAGGUUAAUUUUUCCUUCGUC
Molecule: messenger RNA, 1926 nt
Organism: Guyanagaster necrorhizus
Lineage: Eukaryota; Fungi; Basidiomycota; Agaricomycetes; Agaricales; Physalacriaceae
Exons: 6
Coding region: 141-1607 (488 amino acids)
Source: RefSeq, a predicted model, not a curated record